AUGACGCAAAUAAAGAAUUAUAGAAGACAUCAUCAACAUGUAUUCGAAGUGGAUGCGGGAUUGCGUCAAUCGGCACCGGAAUCGACCGAGAAUAAGCGAUAUUUGCAACAAUAUCAAGAGGAACUGCGACAGCAGUACCUCCAGGAGGAGGAGAAGCGACAACAGCAAAUUGAGCAACAUCGCCAGCAGCAAAAUGAGCAAAUGCAACGACAACGCCGUCAAUAUCAAGACCGAGAGCUGGAUCUACUGGAACAGAUGCAACAGCGACCAAACAAUCCACUGCAGCAACAGAUUCCCGAAUGGGCCAGACAGGAUGAUCAGAAUUCGUAUAAUCCAUAUAAUACACGUCAAUUGUACAGUUGCCUCAUCCCAGUGGAGGAUGAAAUUCGUGAAAAUCGACAGCGUCUGCAGUGGCAGCAACAGCUUUUCGAUGACUAUGAGCAGCAACCACCGACUGAUUAUAUUGUUGCCAAUUCACAUAUGAAUCAGCGUCCCAGCAGGAGAAUCACCGGGAGCGCCGUCAAGAGGAGCGUCGUGAGCGGGAGCGCCAACAUCGCGAACGUCUCCAUCAGAAACGUAUCCAUCAGGAACGUCUCCAAUGGGAACGCCGUCAAAUGCAGGAGCGUCGAGCGUCAUGAGCGGGAACGUCUCCAUUGGGAACGCCGUCGUGAGCAGGAGCGUCGUGAGCAGGAGCGCCGUGAGCUGGAAUGUCGUGAGCUGGAAUGUCGUGAGCAGGAGCUC
Drosophila willistoni is the source of this 741-nucleotide messenger RNA. RefSeq names its product signal transducer and activator of transcription C-like. The annotation marks the transcript as partial. The transcript is spliced from 2 exons. The record is from RefSeq and is a predicted model, not a curated record. NCBI's taxonomy places the organism in Eukaryota, Metazoa, Arthropoda, Insecta, Diptera, Drosophilidae.